This is a messenger RNA of Nicotiana tabacum (common tobacco), 1301 nucleotides long. RefSeq names its product protein NEN4-like. Gene Ontology annotation, molecular function: 3'-5' exonuclease activity; nucleic acid binding. Lineage: Eukaryota; Viridiplantae; Streptophyta; Magnoliopsida; Solanales; Solanaceae. The record is from RefSeq and is a predicted model, not a curated record.
ACAAGCUAUCUUACAACUUGAAUAUCAAAAAGAAAAAGAAAAUGGCAAUUCCUACCAUUUCAAGCAACAAAAGAACACCAGAGAUUGUAUUUUUCGACUUGGAAACGAACGUUCCAUCAAAAGCUGGACAAAAAUUCUGGGUGUUAGAGUUUGGUGCAAUGGUAAUUUGUUCGCGAAAGCUUGUGGAGAUAGAGAGCUACUGCACCCUUAUUAAGCCAGGGGACUUGUCUGUUGUGGCAUUAAAGCCAGGGAGAAGUGAUGGAAUUACGCGAAAAGCAGUUGCUAAUGCACCUUCAUUUGAAGAAGUAGCAGACAAGAUUUUCAGCAUAUUGGAUGGUAGAAUUUGGGCAGGUCAUAACAUACAAAGAUUUGAUUGUGUUCGUAUUAAAGCAGCUUUCGCUGAAAUUGGUCGCCCUGCUCCUGUUCCUGCUGGAAUUAUUGAUUCUUUAGGUGUUUUGUCUGAGAAAUUUGGCAAAAGAGCUGGAAAUAUGAAGAUGGCAUCACUGGCAACUUACUUUGGUCUUGGGGAGCAAAAGCACAGGAGCUUAGACGAUGUUCGGAUGAAUUUGGAAGUCCUAAAACAUUGUGCAACAGUUUUAUUUCUUGAAUCAAGUAUACCAUAUUUGUCUAAUGGUAAUUGGCAAGGCACAUCCAGCAUUACUACAAGAAGUAGAAGCCAAGUGCAAAAUAUUCCAAGUUCUUCGAUUGAUAGGUGGCAAAAUUCUUCUUCAAUUACAACUAGGAGUAGUAGCAGAGGGAAAUUACCCUGCAGAGAAGAAACAAGCCGGAAAUCUCCUCCAUCGACAACUUUUGGAUAUCAAAGAGCUGUUCCUUAUGCUAGGCAAAGCUUGGGAAAGAUGACUGCAGGUGUGAGAAAUUUCUUAUGUAAAGCUCAAAACAAGCCUCUAAACAAUUUAUUAAAGCAUUCACAGACACUUUUCCGAUGAACAAGAAGAACAGAUCCUGCUCACUUUUAAGAGCUUUGAUAAUUGGAGCAACAUCAUCAAAUGUUCAAUUGUUUUGGAUAAGUUUGAAAAUAUUCAAGUCACAAAAUUCAAGCAUAUGUGCCUGUUUCUGUGAAGUUGAUUAAUAGUUUGGAAGCUAAGAAGAUUACAUCAAAUUAAAGUCCAGAUGCUUAUUUCCAGUUUCUUGUUCAAGUUCUAAGUUGCAAGGCUGCUGACCUUAUCAUCUAACCAAUUUGUAUUCUUUAGUUACUGAUUCUUUCAUUCUUUCAGUUGUGGACUUGUGUAAAUAUUUAUACAUCCCAAUAAAUAAAUUCCAGCUGAUGUUCUUUGAUUCUA